Messenger RNA from Micromonas pusilla CCMP1545, 174 nucleotides. RefSeq lists its product as uncharacterized. The record is from RefSeq and is a predicted model, not a curated record. The transcript has a single exon. The coding region runs from base 1 to 174 and encodes 57 amino acids. NCBI's taxonomy places the organism in Eukaryota, Viridiplantae, Chlorophyta, Mamiellophyceae, Mamiellales, Mamiellaceae.
AUGUCGAAGGAGCCGUCGACCGGGAAGAUCAUCCACCGCAAGCAGAUCGACUACACGCUCCUGUGGCCCAUCGCGCUCGCGCCCGUGAUCCCGGUCCUCGGCAUCGCUCUGCGGUGCGUCUCGUCGCGAACGCGAACUCGAACUCGGCCGACGACAGCUGUGCGUUCGAUCUGA